This is a messenger RNA of Cavenderia fasciculata, 2136 nucleotides long. RefSeq names its product T7-like mitochondrial DNA helicase. The transcript has 5 exons. Bases 1 to 2136 code for a protein of 711 amino acids. Gene Ontology annotation, cellular component: mitochondrion. NCBI's taxonomy places the organism in Eukaryota, Evosea, Eumycetozoa, Acytosteliales, Cavenderiaceae. The record is from RefSeq and is a predicted model, not a curated record. Gene Ontology annotation, biological process: mitochondrial DNA replication. Gene Ontology annotation, molecular function: 5'-3' DNA helicase activity; ATP binding; single-stranded DNA binding.
AUGAAUAGAAUACCAAAAGCAUCAGUCCAAUGGUGUUUUAGAAUACAACAACUACGACAACAAUAUACGAGUAGAUCAUCAUCGUUUCUUGCUGCCACCACAUCUUCACCAUCCAUUGGAGGAGCAUUAAACUACUAUUGUUCAAAUGCAAAUACAAAGAAUCAUCAACAUCAACAUCAAAAAUCACAUAGCACUACUACUACUGCUACUACUACUACUCCCAACAUUCCAUCAUCAUUUAAAGUAAAGAUACCAACUCGUGCAUCAAAUACUACUUCAUCAACAAAACCAAGUACCCCUUCUUCAUCAUCUACUACGACUACUCCAAUAACAAAGCCAACAGUCAUUACAUCUAAACCAAUAACAACAACUACAACUUCCAACAACAACAAUAAUAAUAAUAAUAAUAAUAAUAAUACAUUGAAAAUGAAACAAAACCAAUCAAGAUGGGAUGGUAAUAAUCAAACAAAGAAACAAACAACAGAAGAAGAUGUUUUAAAUUAUUUUGAACAAAAGAAUAUUGAACAUCGAGUUAGUGGUGGUGAAAUUGUUGUAAAGGAAUGUCCAUUCUGUCCAGACACCAAGGGAAAGACUGAUAAUAUGUGGAAGUUGUAUCUAUCAAGAGAAGCAUGUACCUAUUUCUGUCAUCGAUGUGCAAACAAGGGAUCAUGGUAUGAUUUUAGAUUGAAUAUUGGUGACCCUAUUCCAACACAACCAAGUGAAAAUGCCAUCAACUAUGCAACAAUGAAAAAAAUGGCAUCCUAUGCUACAGAAUUAUCAAAUCAUCAAGAUGUAUUAACAAAAUUAACAGGUAAAGAACAAGGAGAAAGAGGAUUAGAUUUGGAUGUAUUGAAAUACUAUCAAGUAGGUGUAACCAAUCAAGCAUUCUUUGUUGAUGAUAAAUGGGAAGAACAUAAGUGUAUUACAUUCCCAUGGACAUCUGUCGAUAGCAAAGGCAGUAUUCAAACGUUUAGAUGCAAGUUGAGAUCUGCUCGCUCCAAAGUACACCAACGUAUUGAACCCAAGGGUGGAAAGUUUGGUUUCUUUGGUUGGCACACGAUUCCAGCCGACGCCAAAGAGAUUAUCAUCACCGAGGGAGAGUAUGAUGCAAUGGCAGUAUACCAAGCUACCAAACGACCAACCAUCUCACUUCCAAAUGGAUGUGCGUCUCUCCCACCAGCACUUGUUCCACAACUCGAUCGAUUUGAAACCAUCUAUCUAUGGAUGGACGAUGAUGUACCGGGACAAGAAGGUGCUAAAAAGUUUGCAAUUCACACUAGACAAGGCAAAAUUGAUGGUCCCAAAGAUGCAAAUGAUGCUCUAUUGAUGGGCGCCGAUUUAAAUGCAAUCUUGGAAUCAUCCACUUCAAUCCCACAUCAACAUAUUACAACUUUGGCAGAUUUUACAGCUCAAGUAGAAGUAGAGCAAAAUAAUAAUGCUGAUAGUGAUGGAUUUAAAAAUACAUUUUUACCAAAGUUGGAUGAAUCUUUGGGUUUAAAGAAAAGAGGAAGAUUAACUAUUAUAUCUGGUAGCAGUGGAAUUGGUAAAACAACUCUUUCUUGUCAAUUGUCAUUGGAUUAUUUAAUGCAAGGUGUUUCAACAUUGUGGGCAAGUUUUGAACUUUCAAACAAAAGAAUAGUCAAUAUCUUGUCAUCUCAAUUUAAUCAACUUCAACAACAACAAAAAUCAACAACUGAAUUUAAUCAAUUACCAUUAUUCUUUUUGGAUUAUAAACCACCAACCACUUGGGAACAACUAUUGGAAGCAAUGACAUAUGCAGUCGAUGUAAACAAUGUCAAACAUGUUGUUUUGGAAAACUUACAAGAUCUACUAGGAUACAAAGCACUAGGACUAGGUGGUGAUAAUCUACAAAAUGAUAUUGUCCAAAAACUUCGAUUAUUUGCAUCAUCCAAAAAUAUUUAUAUCACUCUUACUGUCAAACCAACAACAUCUUCAACUUCAAAUUUAACUUUAUCCGAUAUCCCUUUUACAUCUAAUGCCGAUAAUGUAUUAUGUUUAACUUUAAACAAUUUGAAUCAAUCAAAAUAUUUAAAUAUUGAAAAGAGUUUGGAGGGAAAAACAAAUUCAAUUGAAUUGGUACAAAAUGAUUAUUGUUUAAGUCAACGACAAGAAUAG